UUUUUUUUUUCUUCCAUCAUCCUGUAAUAAAAAAAAAACAAAAACAAACUAUAAAUACGAUGCCCGGUGAAGCCAUGUUAUUCCUGUUUGCGGUUAUUAUCGCUGCACUACUUUUAUUCCUGAUGGUCUUUUUCGUUAUCAUGUUCUCUGAUUUGGAAUGUGACUAUAUCAAUCCCAUCGAUCUUUGCAACAAACUCAACCAGUUUGUUUUACCGGAAAUGGGCACACACGCGUUCUUGUUUUUCUUGUUCUUGAUUUACGGAAGUUGGAUAGCCAUGUUACUCAAUCUACCACUUGUUGUCUACAAUAUUCAAAAAGUCACUUCGAAUCGACAUAUGUAUGAUGCUACCGAGAUUUUCCGUACUCUGUCGGCCCAUAAGAAGGAAUGCUUUAUCAAACUAGGAUUCUAUCUAAUUAUGUUCUUCUACUUUUUGUAUCGUAUGAUUGUCGCCUUGAUUGCCGCCGAUUCUUGAUCAACAAAACGACAACAAAUCAUGGAUGAUUACCUCAAAACUUUGGAAACUAGGAUGAUUCUUCUUAUGUCAUUGUAGUGUUGUUGAUUAUUAUUUUUUACACUUCUUGUUUAUUGUACAUCAUUCUCUCCCUCUCUUUUAUAUAUACGCAAUCAAUAAAAAUAAACAUACAAACAUGA
Halteromyces radiatus is the source of this 652-nucleotide messenger RNA. RefSeq names its product cornichon. Gene Ontology annotation, cellular component: COPII-coated ER to Golgi transport vesicle; endoplasmic reticulum membrane. The transcript is spliced from 6 exons. Gene Ontology annotation, biological process: endoplasmic reticulum to Golgi vesicle-mediated transport. Bases 60 to 473 code for a protein of 137 amino acids. Lineage: Eukaryota; Fungi; Mucoromycota; Mucoromycetes; Mucorales; Cunninghamellaceae. The record is from RefSeq and is a predicted model, not a curated record.